Molecule: messenger RNA, 6063 nt
Organism: Osmia bicornis bicornis
Lineage: Eukaryota; Metazoa; Arthropoda; Insecta; Hymenoptera; Megachilidae
Gene: Nmdar2
Product: glutamate receptor ionotropic, NMDA 2B
Exons: 23
Coding region: 934-4314 (1126 amino acids)
Biological process (GO): monoatomic ion transport; modulation of chemical synaptic transmission; synaptic transmission, glutamatergic
Cellular component (GO): postsynaptic membrane; plasma membrane
Molecular function (GO): transmitter-gated monoatomic ion channel activity involved in regulation of postsynaptic membrane potential; NMDA glutamate receptor activity
Source: RefSeq, a predicted model, not a curated record
CGGGUGUGGUUCACGUAGCGACCACUCCCGCGGUUGAGCCUGCGUGCUUAGCGCGUUGUGAUUGGUCAGUGUUUUCAAUUAAUAAUUCAAAAACUAAGGUUUAAUGAGCAUUGUAGUAAAAGAAAAAGUUCUUCAAAAUCACCCCAGCUACCAUCACCUGCAAGGAUGUCCACCCCUACUUGAACACCCUCUGCAUAUUUUGGAAGAAACACGGAACCUAAAGGAAAAAAUAAAGCAACAAAUUAGAAGAAAUUGAAAAAGAAGAUAAAAAAUGCGCUGAGAUAUAGAUGCUUCCUCAAGUUUAUUUUAAUUUCAAUUGUGUGUGUGCGUGCGUGGAAGGGAGAAAAGAGAAGAAUCGACGAGAUGGAUAGGACGGCAUCCAUCUGACCAGAACCAUUUUACGUGAGGAAGCGUGUUUCCUAGCAGGAAACGAGCCACUGCUCUGUGACAAAUGUUGAUAACGAACAACCGGAGGUGUCCCCUUUCGAAGGAUUAGUCUGAUAUCGAGGCAAUUAUCAAAGGUCUUCCUCGCCUUUUCGAACAAAUGGCUCGCCCUGGAAUCCCUGGCUCCCUUUCUUUUAUGGUAAUAAGAUCAGUUUUUUGGAAAUGGACUAUAGCAGAGUGAACAGAGUCGUCGUUCGAGAACGAGUGGAUCCUUAACCAGUGCUUCGUUGUGCCUCGUGACUUGAGUAAUUUAUUUCGUCUGGCAAUUAAUGAAUACCGAUGCACGAUGAAGGGUUGUCGGAGCGCAAGAAAUGUCCGCUCGGGCGCAAAAACGUCAACGCGUCGAGGCUGAGCUGGCAGAGAUCCUCCUGAAUGGAAGCGCGCGCUUCAAAGAGGGUGGUUGCAAGUGCGAGAGAAGCAGACGUUAGACUGGUGAAAAGGGCUACUAUCAACCCUUAACAAGCGUUCCCUUGUUAGUUACGGAAAAAAAUGAGGAGCUUUCUGUACGCGUUGUUGUCGUUGCUGUCGGUGGUGUGCAGCUUUCAAAGUGGAGGCGUAACUAGGGGUGGCAGUGGCAUACAAAUCGGCACCAGCGACAGGGGAACACAUUCCAAGGGAACAGGAUGGGGGGGACGCGGUCAUGGGGGAGUAAAACUUGGCGAGGGGAGAUUUCCAAAUUCUACGAGGCAAUUCCGAACUACCACAACCACACUUCCACCACCACCACCUAGAUCCACUCAUGCGCCGCAUUCUUCGGACGCGAACCAAUAUAACAUCACUUACCUGAGGGUAGGCAUGAUGGUACCACACAUGUCAUUCAAAGUGAGGGAGUACACAAAGGCGGUCACGUCGGCUGUCCAUUCGCUUCAAAAAAGCACUAGAAGCCCAAAAUUAAAACUUUUUGAACGAUACGACAUUCAUGUUAAGGUGGCGAUGAAGGCGAUGACACCCAGUCCCACUGCAAUUUUGGACUCGCUGUGCGAAGAAUUUUUACCAAUGAACGUGUCAGCCAUUCUGUACCUGAUGAACUACGAACAAUACGGUCGCAGUACUGCCAGUGCUCAAUACUUUUUGCAGUUGGCUGGCUAUUUGGGAAUUCCAGUAAUUGCUUGGAAUGCCGAUAAUUCGGGAUUAGAACGGAGAGCCUCGCAGAGUAACCUGCAGCUGCAAUUGGCACCUUCGUUGGAACAUCAAACCGCCGCGAUGCUGAGCAUCCUCGAGAGGUACAAAUGGCACCAAUUCAGCGUGGUUACCUCACAGAUCGCAGGACACGACGAUUUCGUGCAAGCUGUCCGAGAAAGGAUCUCCGACAUGCAGGACACCUUUAAGUUCACAAUAUUGAGCGCAAUCUUGGUCACCGAGCCGCACGAUCUUCUCGAGCUGGUUAACAGCGAAUCCAGGGUGAUGCUGCUUUAUUCGACCAGAGAGGAGGCCACCCAUAUCUUGACCGCCGCCCACGACUACAAAAUCACUGGGGAAAAUUACGUGUGGGUUGUGACGCAGAGUGUUAUCGAGAACUUGCAUACACCUAGCAAGUUUCCGGUCGGGAUGCUCGGUGUACAUUUCGACACCAGCACCGAGAGUCUGGUCAGCGAGAUCACAACAGCAGUGAAGGUUUAUGCAUACGGUGUUGAGGACUUCUUAAAAGAUGAAAAUAAUCAACAUCUCAGUUUAAAUACACAACUUAGCUGCAAAGAAAGCUUUGGCGAAUCUCGCUGGAACACUGGAGAUUUAUUUUUCAAGUAUUUGAAGAACGUCUCAGUUGAGGGUGACCAAGGAAAGCCGAACGUGGAGUUUACACAAGACGGUGUUUUAAAGUCGGCUGAACUGAAAAUCAUGAAUCUCCGUCCGGGUGUAAGCAAACAGCUCGUUUGGGAAGAGAUCGGUGUGUGGAAAUCAUGGGAGAAGGAGGGUCUGGACAUCAAGGAUAUCGUCUGGCCUGGAAACACCCAUACGCCUCCUCAAGGAGUACCGGAAAAGUUUUAUUUGAAAAUAACCUUCCUGGAGGAGCCGCCGUACAUCAAUCUCGCACCCCCGGACCCUGUGAGCGGAAAAUGUCUGAUGGAUCGGGGAGUUCACUGUCGAGUGGCCAAGGAGUCCGACAUGGUCGAGGUGGACAUCCAAUCGGCGCAGAAGAACGAGAGCUUUUAUCAAUGCUGCAGUGGUUUCUGCAUCGACCUUCUUCAAAAGUUCUCCGAAGAGAUAGGCUUCACUUACGAGCUCGUCAGGGUUGAAGAUGGCAAAUGGGGCACGCUAGAAAACGGUAAGUGGAACGGGCUGAUUGCGGACCUAGUGAACCGGAAGACGGACAUGGUGAUGACGUCCCUGAUGAUUAAUUCGGAACGGGAAGCCGUCGUUGACUUUACGGUGCCGUACAUGGAAACUGGAAUUGCUAUAGUGGUGGCGAAGAGGACUGGUAUAAUAUCUCCUACUGCCUUUCUUGAACCAUUUGACACCGCAUCCUGGAUGCUGGUUGGCAUUGUGGCUAUCCACGCAGCCACAAUCAUGAUAUUGCUGUUCGAAUGGUUGUCGCCUUCCGGUUUCAACAUGAAGGUAAACCCUUCAGGCGCUGCUCAGAUACUGAAAAAUCCAUCGCCCAACCAUCGAUUCUCUUUCUGUCGUACUUAUUGGUUGGUCUGGGCAGUAUUAUUUCAGGCAGCCGUCCAUAUCGAUUCUCCCAGGGGAUUCACAGCCAGAUUCAUGACGAACGUGUGGGCGUUGUUCGCCGUGGUGUUCCUCGCCAUUUACACUGCCAACCUGGCCGCCUUCAUGAUCACGAGGGAGGAGUUCCACGAAUUCACAGGGGUGGACGAUCACCGUUUGGCGAAGCCGUGGUCCCAUAAACCCAUGUUCAAAUUUGGUACCAUACCCUGGAGUCACACGGACAGCACACUCGCCAAGUACUUUAAAGAGAUGCACGCGUACAUGAAGAAGUUCAACAAGAGCAGCGUCGCCGAAGGGAUCGAGGCGGUUAUCAGUGGAGAAAUGGACGCCUUUAUCUACGAUGGAACGGUUUUGGAUUAUUUGGUUGCACAGGACGAGGACUGUCGAUUACUGACCGUAGGAUCCUGGUACGCUAUGACUGGAUAUGGUUUGGCAUUCUCCAGGAAUUCCAAAUAUUUGCAGAUGUUCAACAAACGUCUGUUGGACUACAGAGAUAACGGGGAUCUUGAACGUCUCAGGAGGUACUGGAUGACGGGUACCUGCAAGCCGGGCAAAGAGGUGCAAAAGAGCAGCGAUCCCUUGGCACUGGAACAGUUUUUAUCCGCGUUUCUCUUAUUGAUGAUGGGUAUCCUUCUGGCCGCGGCUUUUCUACUUCUCGAGCAUCUGUAUUUCAAAUAUGUCAGGCAGCAUCUGGCGCGAAGCGAUGGUGGCGGAUGUUGCGCACUUUUCAGCUUGAGCAUGGGAAAAUCGCUGACAUUCCGUGGGGCAGUUUACGAGGCACAAGAUAUUCUAAGGUACCACAGAUGCAGGGACCCCAUCUGUGACACCCAUUUAUGGAAGGUGAAGCACGAGUUAGACAUGGCGAGGAUCAGGAUAAGGCAACUGGAAAAGGACCUCGAGGCUCAUGGGAUAAAACCUAGCCACGCCAAGAGGAAAACCGGAAGUCUCGGCUGGUGGCGAGGAUGCUUUCAAAGCUCGGACCGCCAUUCACAACCGGAGUCAUUGGCGGUGGAAGCUCCGCAUCCGCUACCGCCAUACUUCGAUUCAUUCAUCGACGCUAUCGACGUGGCGAGGCCAAGGGACAUGACUAGGAACCACGUGGUCAGCACAGAGUAUUCCCAAAAAUUUUUGCCGACUGAGAUCUACAGGAUCCCGGACGACGGUGCAGCCAGAACGGAAAUCGCCGAGAUGGAAACAGUUCUGUGAUCUUAGAGAGCCGGCUACGAUUGCCCAACCCCUCAGGAAGCGUGUAGGAGUCCCGGAAGAGCGAAUCCAGUCGCUUCCCUAAUUUCGGACAACGAGUCAAUGCCUCGUGGCCUCGUCGAGGCUUCCCUCGUUACGAAACAAUCGGAUCGAUGGUGCACGACCAUCGUAUGAAGUUUCUGAACCAUCUAUGGACAGUCUUCGAAGAAGAUACGGGUGAACGUUCAGUGCCUACGAAGAAGAUGAAAAGAAAAAUGAAAAUCGAUCGUUCCCCCUUUCGAAUUAUUUCUGAUUGUCGAACUGUGGAUAUUGACGGUGCCAGAAAUGUGUACGGUGUUCAUGUUGUGAUUGCGUCCAAGUUCUGGGAUGCUGUUGGACGAUUUUUUCGAAUUUUAUGGUGUUUAUCAGAUUUUAGGAGAGCACCGUGUCGACGAACUAAGGAACGAAUUCCCCGUUGGGAUCGGACUGAAGAUUUCUUGAAGGAAUCUGAAAUUCUGCCCACGUUUUGUUGAAUAAGAAAGCAGCCGGGAGAUAAGGUUGGCAUUUUAUGGGAUUUGAAAUGGGUUGCUUGAAUUAUUAGGCUGUUGUAUAUUAAAUGGCUGAUUUUCGAUGGUGGACAGUCUAAAGAGAAAAGUAUCGUUAAAUAAUAAUUAUGCCAUAUCAAUUCAAAGCUUAAUGUUUAAUAUAAAUUACUAUAUAAAUGUUUUAUUAAUGGUUGAUUGUCAAUUGCAACAUGCAAUGAAUUAAAGUGAAAUUUUAUAUAUGUACUUUUCUUCUUUCUUUUAAUUUUAAUUAGGAGAUUUUGUGAUGAAUAGAAAGUAUAAUUAUUGAAAAACUUUGUAAAUAAAUCGGCCAUUUCGUUUACAAUAACCUAAUAUCAGUUGGAUUUCGAAGUAAGAAAAAUUGAAAGAUAUUAAUCGUGAAUCGAGUAAUUUUGUGAACAUAAGAACGCUUUACUAUUAUAUUUUAUUAUUUCCUCUCUUCGACGUAGGUGUCGUUCGAACGACAGUCAUUGAAAUGAAAAUUAAUGUAUACAUUUUUUAAUAAACUUAAGGGAAAGGAUUUUUCUUAUCGUUGAAACGUUACUCGGUUUCGAGGAAUCCAAUUGUCAUAUAUUCAAAUGAAAUUUUGAGAAUGUAAUCGUGGAUUUUCAUAUACUCGACGAAUACAUCGUUCCAUUUCAACAAUUCGAAAACUGCAUAUUGACUUUGCAGCUUGAUAACGCCAGUAAAAUGAAAUUCCAAUCCUUUAUUAUUAUUAUUUGAUAGCAGGUGAAAAGUAAUUUCAUGAGAAUCGAUGAAAGAAAAUUAUUCAGGCAGCAACAAUGCAAUAGAUAGUUAUUGAAAUUCCGAAAUCUUUUGAGAAUCUCGUUGAAAUUUUGUACUAAACUUUGGUCCCUCUUUGUUUUUUUUUGCAAAAAGAAAAAUAAAUAGGGCGCACAUUCGAGCCAACGACAGUUCGUCAAAACGAACUUUAAGGUGAGCAAAUCGUUGCUAAACCAAUCGACAUCUUGAUGGAAAAUGUCAAUGUGUACCAUAAAUGAUGUAACUAUGGCAUUCGAGUAUGUCAUAUAUACAUAUAUACAUAUAUACAUAUACAUUAUAUUUAAUACGUAAUGUACACACGAGAUACUAUUACACGUUAAGUAUGUAUAUUGUGGUAAACAAUGAAAUAUUCUAAAAGAAACCCACUUCGAGGACGUAAUAUGCUCAACAAAAUGUACACGUAAUAAAAUUCACCGGGUGUUUACGA